Molecule: messenger RNA, 381 nt
Organism: Hansenula ciferrii
Lineage: Eukaryota; Fungi; Ascomycota; Saccharomycetes; Phaffomycetales; Wickerhamomycetaceae
Gene: RSM27
Product: mitochondrial 37S ribosomal protein mS33
Exons: 1
Coding region: 1-381 (126 amino acids)
Cellular component (GO): mitochondrion
Source: RefSeq, a predicted model, not a curated record
AUGAGUCUUAUACCUAAUAAAGCAAGACUUCUUGAGCUUGUCAAACUAAGAUGCAAAGUCUUCAAUGAAAAUUAUAACCCAACAAAUAUCAGAACUGGUUCCAAAAUCUUAUCAUCCAAAUUGAAAGGUCCAACUGUUAAAGAUUAUUAUGGUAAUCCAGAAAUCUUAUCAUUAAGACAAGUCCAAGGUCUUCAUCCUGAAAUGAAAUUUGCUGAUCCUGCUGAAGUUUACAGAUUGAAGAUUCAUGCUUCGUAUGUAUUACUAUAUUUUGAUUAUUUAAAAUUCAAGAUACUAACAUUUCCUCCUAGACGUAAACGUAGAGGUAAAGGUGCACCAAAAAAGAAGAGAGAACCUCCAAGUGCUCAUGGUAAAAAGAAAUAG